Molecule: messenger RNA, 1788 nt
Organism: Striga asiatica
Lineage: Eukaryota; Viridiplantae; Streptophyta; Magnoliopsida; Lamiales; Orobanchaceae
Source: the annotation of a GenBank genome assembly
AUGACGAAAUCAAAACGGAAUAUGAAGCCUAUUGAGAGAAUCGCCCGAGGAAUUGCUAUUUCUGGUUGCAAACUGAAGUUGCGGGCUAAGAAGGAUGCGUAUCGAUCAUGUCCGCAAUAUGGAGGAACAAAUAGUUUCUUUACUGUUGCUAUUCAUUAUGGAGGAUUCUUUGAUAUUGGGCCUAAAUACUCAGCAUAUUUAGGUGGGGAGAGUAUGGUAUUUGACUAUGUUGAUAAGAAUGAGAUUUCUUUAUCUGAUGUUAAGGGUUUGGCUAGAAUUAAAGGAUGCCCUAACCCUAUUGUUAUCUACACCAUUAUAUCUAGAAAACAUCGUUUGAUUACCACACAAACUCAAUUUGAGUCUGUUUUUGAAGAACUACGCAACAUGAGGGAAGUGUUCUUUUAUGUUGUAGGAUCUGUGUUAUCAGGUGCUGAAAGUGAGUUGGGAGAUGGAUCUGUGUUAGGUGCUCAAACUGGGUUUGGGGAUGGUGAUGGGUUAGGGGAUGAAACUGGUUUGGGGGAUGGUGUUGGGUUAGGGCCUGAAACUGGUUUGAGGGAUGGUGAGGAAUUAGGUGUUGAAACUGAGUUGAGGGAUGGUAAGGGAUUAUGUGCUGAAACUGGGUUGGGGGAUGGUGAUGGGCUAGAUGCUAAAACUGGGAUGGGAGAUGGUGAAGGGUUAUGUGCUAAAACUGGGAUGGGAGAUGGUGAAGGGUUAGGGGAUAAAACUGGGAUGGGAGAUGGUGAAGGGUUAGGGGAUAAAACUGGGAUGGGAGAUGGUGAAGGGUUAGGGGAUAAAACUGGGAUGGGAGAUGGUGAAGGGUUAGGGGAUAAAACUGGGAUGGGAGAUGGUGAAGGGUUAGGGGAUAAAACUGGGAUGGGAGAUGGUGAAGGGUUAGGGGAUAAAACUGGGAUGGGAGAUGGUGAAGGGUUAGGGGAUAAAACUGGGAUGGGAGAUGGUGAAGGGUUAGGGGAUAAAACUGGGAUGGGAGAUGGUGAAGGGUUAGGGGAUAAAACUGGGAUGGGAGAUGGUGAAGGGUUAGGGGAUAAAACUGGGAUGGGAGAUGGUGAAGGGUUAGGGGAUAAAACUGGGAUGGGAGAUGGUGAAGGGUUAGGGGAUAAAACUGGGAUGGGAGAUGGUGAAGGGUUAGGGGAUAAAACUGGGAUGGGAGAUGGUGAAGGGUUAGGGGAUUGUGAGCCAAAUGAAUGUCAUGAGCAAACUCAAGGUGUAGAUGAAAGUUACAUAGAUGAAUUUCUGAGAGAGUUAUCAGAAAGUGAUGUCAAUGAUGGGGAAACAGAGAAUGAAGGAACAGAUGAUAGUGAUGAUGAUUUAUAUGAGUUUGAAUAUGACAUGGAGGAUGAGCAAGUUGAUGACAAAAUAUUUGUCACUAAUAUGGCCACCAUUAAGAGACAACAAACUGGUUUGAAAUGUAGUUUUUGUCAUGUGGAGGGGCACAACAAAAAAGGGUGUCUGUUGAUUAAGGAGGGAAAUGCAGAACCUGUGGCAAUUGGCAGAGAAAAUAGGCCUACAAAAUUGCAGGUGGAGGAGAUGAGUGAACCUGCCCCAGCAAUUCUAACCCAAGAAAGUGUUGCUCCAGCAAAGGAUAAAUCCAAGCAGAAACCAAAGGGUGGACAGGACCCAAUUUCAGAUUCAAGUUUUGCAGACGUGAUUUUGCCUUCAGCUUCCAUUUUCCCUAUCUCAGUUGUGUCGUACCAUGAAAAAAAAAGGGCAUCCCCCCGCUCCAUCCGGCCUCCAAUCUCUACAGCCAUAGAACUUUCUUCCAGGAUUUGA